GUCAAUUGGUACUUUUAAAAUGUAAACAAUAACAUCAAGUCAAAUAAUUAUCGAAUAUUGGUGUUCCUGAUGGAUAAUGGAGUACAGAGUUACAUGAAAUUCACACAACCUUAUUAAUAGAGUCAUGUCAGCACAGCUCAGGCGGUCAGCCAGGAAAAGGAAAAAUUUGCCAAUAGUGGCUGCUGCAUCAGCAAGGAAAAAGGCUAACCAGAGAGUACCUGACACUAUGUCAGUAACUGCACCACAGUUGCCUACAGUUGAUACUGGUACACCAUUCAUACCCGUUACUAGUUCUACUGGUACAUACCCAAUGUUGUUUUCACAGACAGGGGCAGGCAUAUAUACCAGUGCAAGUGCAGGGCCAGUCGAUUUGACGAGCACAGCUAAUACCCUUUUAUACUCAAGAGUACCACUACCAGACCAAAGAGUGUGCAACACUGUAACCAGUCAAGAUCCUCCAGAACAUUCCUUAGAAAAGUUGUUUGGUGAAACAUACCUGUACAUCCAAACAGCUGCCAUCUCAGAGCAAUAGCACCAUUCCAAGAUACAGGUAGUAGUCUAACAUACUUGGCAUUGAUAGGUGCUGUAAAUGUUUGAUGAACUGGAGU
Messenger RNA from Mytilus trossulus (common blue mussel), 608 nucleotides. RefSeq lists its product as uncharacterized. The record is from RefSeq and is a predicted model, not a curated record. The transcript has 3 exons. Bases 125 to 532 code for a protein of 135 amino acids. NCBI's taxonomy places the organism in Eukaryota, Metazoa, Mollusca, Bivalvia, Mytilida, Mytilidae.